AUGGGAAGCCUUUUGGCACUUAACCGUAGAGUAACGCAGAAAGCCAAUGGAUACGGCAAUAUUGCUCUCGGUCUCACUACUGUACCACAUUCAGAUUUUGUGCUUUUUACAAAUGAAUACAUAUGGGUGUGGACUAGUGAUUCAUUCUGUUGA
Messenger RNA from Chondrus crispus (carragheen), 153 nucleotides. RefSeq lists its product as hypothetical. The record is from RefSeq and is a predicted model, not a curated record. NCBI's taxonomy places the organism in Eukaryota, Rhodophyta, Florideophyceae, Gigartinales, Gigartinaceae. Bases 1 to 153 code for a protein of 50 amino acids. The transcript has a single exon.